Suricata suricatta (meerkat) is the source of this 1231-nucleotide messenger RNA. RefSeq names its product protein CD300H-like. Gene Ontology annotation, molecular function: transmembrane signaling receptor activity. Lineage: Eukaryota; Metazoa; Chordata; Mammalia; Carnivora; Herpestidae. The record is from RefSeq and is a predicted model, not a curated record. The coding region runs from base 155 to 880 and encodes 241 amino acids. The transcript is spliced from 4 exons. Gene Ontology annotation, cellular component: plasma membrane.
CCCAUGUUCUGACCAGCUCUGAGAAUAGAACCAAGAGGCUGAAGAAGGAAGCAGAGAAGUGCCAAGAAAUGCAGAGGAGGGAGAUGGGGUGAGCAGCCCCUGGGUGAAGAGAUUUUUCAGUUGCAGCAGGAGAGACACCCAGAGGGACGGGGCCAUGUGGGUGCCAGCAGUUCUGCUGCUCCUCUCUGUCCCAGGCUUCUCAUCUCUGAGUUGUCCCAGCACCGUGACAGGCACUGAGGGAGGAUCCCUGAGCGUCCAGUGCCGGUACGAGGAGAAAUACCAGGCCUUUACCAAAUACUGGUGCCGACAACCAUGCUGGGUACUUUGGAACCAGAUGGUGGAGACCAGAGGGUCAGAAGGAGUGGUGCGGAGUGACCGUGUGUCCAUCGUGGACCAUUCUGCAGACCUCACCUUCACAGUGACCUUGGAGAACCUCACUGCAAAUGAUGCAGGAAAAUACAGAUGUGGGAUCGCAACAAUACUGAGGGAAGAAGGACUCCACGGCUUCCUGCCUGACCUCUUUUUCCAGGUUCAAGUGUUUGUUUCCCCCAGCCUUCAAAAUGGUCUCCAGCAGCAAGAGCUCUAUGACACUGGGACCUCAGCACAGACUCAGCCAACACCAAGGUCCCUGCCUGACCGCGUCCACUUCCUGCUCCUCGUAUUCCUGAAGGCGCCCCUGUUUCUGAUUAUGCUCAGUGCCGUCCUCUGGGUGAACAGGCCCCAGUGGGCAGUUUGUGGGAAACAGCCUGAUGACAAUGGCCUACAGCCCUCCCUGCCCCUCGAUAUCCUGUCCAGAGACACCACCGCUCAGACUAGAGAAGGAGGAACUUCUGGCUCCAAACUUUAUAUCUCUUCUCAGCUUAUUGCCAAAAACUUGUAAAACAAAAAACAAGAACAAAACAAAAUGUUUUUAAAAAUGUAAUGAAAUACGUCACACUUACAAAAAUGUGUAUAUAAUGCAGAUGUGCCUGGAGCUUGGCUGGGGAGAAUGUGGGCAACAUUCCACGGAUUCCUAAGUUGGCAGCAGAAACUGGCGCCAGGCACAGCUCAGUUGGUCAAAGGAGCCCAAGCUGAGGGCCCGCUUUUGGGUGACCUCACCCUCCUGAGACCCUUCAACGCAUCCUCUCAACUCAACGUUCCUUCCUUUCUUCACUCAGUCACCAAAUAUUCACCAAAAGCCUCCAUAGCGCCAGGCUUAUUUCUAGAUGAUGGGGAUAGAGCAGUCAACAAA